This is a messenger RNA of Caenorhabditis briggsae, 222 nucleotides long. It is a transcript of the gene Cbr-flp-2, whose product is annotated as Protein CBR-FLP-2. Bases 1 to 222 code for a protein of 73 amino acids. The transcript is spliced from 3 exons. Lineage: Eukaryota; Metazoa; Nematoda; Chromadorea; Rhabditida; Rhabditidae. The record is from RefSeq and is a predicted model, not a curated record.
AUGCAAGCCUCCGCAAUCCUUUCUGCUCUUUUCCUCGUCCUACUCGCCGUCAUUGGUACUACUGUCGCCCAGUCUAACGACAACCAACUCGGCGUGUUCGAGGCGUCAAUGAUGGCAAAACGUUUGCGCGGUGAGCCAAUCCGUUUUGGCAAACGGUCCCCACGCGAGCCCAUUCGCUUUGGAAAACGAUUCAACCCAUUGCCGGACUACGACUUCCAGUAA